Messenger RNA from Cyphellophora attinorum, 441 nucleotides. RefSeq lists its product as uncharacterized. The coding region runs from base 1 to 441 and encodes 146 amino acids. The record is from RefSeq and is a predicted model, not a curated record. Lineage: Eukaryota; Fungi; Ascomycota; Eurotiomycetes; Chaetothyriales; Cyphellophoraceae. The transcript has a single exon.
AUGGCAAAACACACGCCCCUCUCCGUCCUCCACAAAUUCUACGAUGCAGAACGAGUCUACACCUCCGCGCCCGCCGGGUCAAACCCCGAUUUCACCCCCGUAGGCAACAUGCUAUCCUCCGACUUCUACAUGGAGCAGUCCAGCGAACUCCCUUGGGCAGGCACCUACCACGGACCCGAGAGCUUCAAGUCAUUCUUCGAUCAGGCGUCCGAGUGGUGUACGAUCGAUGUGCGGGAUCCGGAGAUCUUGGAGAAGGAGGGGAGCGAUAAGAUUGUGGUGCUGUCGACGAUUUACUACUUUUGUAGGAAGACGGGCGAGACGCCGAGCUUUCCAUUGAGUCAGACGUUUGUGAUUGAUACGGAGAGGGGGUUGAUUCGGGAGAUUAGGAGUUUUUAUUGGGAUAUUAAGAAGUUGAAUGUGGCCAUGGGAUAUGCGAAGUGA